AUGUCUCAGACCGCCGCCAACUCCGGCGGCAUCUCCAGCGAUGGCCUGCCUCCCGUCUCUCCUAUCUCCCUCAAAACCAUCCCCAUGGCCGGUCUCCUCGUCGACGUCUACGGCCUCGACGAGCUCCCCGCCAGCGUAUCUCGCGUCUCCUGUCUGUGGCUGCACCACCAGCGGACGCGGAACAAGGACCACAUGCGGGAGAUCGCGGCUCGGUGUGUCGGUGCUUGGAACGAAUCUAGUGAAAGUGAGAAGAAGGAUAGGGGGUUGAUCGCCUUGGCAUACGACCAGCGCAACCACGGGACGAGAUUGGUGCAUGAUCCGGCGAACGGAGCGUGGAGGGAGGGAAACAAGACGCAUGCGCAGGAUAUGUUGGGGGGUAUUGUGGGGAUGGUGGGAGAUCAGACGGUUUUGUUGGAUGUCGUGGAGUCGUACCUCUUCCAUGAUAGCGCAGAGGAAGGACAGCAGAGGAAGGUGAUUGACCACCACCUUGCUUUGGGCAUCUCCCUCGGAGGACACAGCGUGUGGCAACUCAUGUUUGCGGACCCAAGAGUGCGCGCUGGUGUGGCGGUUAUUGGAUGUCCUGAUUUUAUGAGUAAGUCUGUUCUUGUUCUUCUCCGUUCUGGAAAUACCAUAGCAACUAACCACCUGAUAGACCUCAUCACCGACCGUGCCCGUCUCUCCAAGCUAUCAACUUACUCUGCCGACACCGGCGCCGCCACCUUUCUGGGGAGCAAAGACUUCCCUCCUUCCUUGGUUACGGCCGCUUGCAAGACGGACCCGAAGGGAAUCCUGUUUGGCACCGCUCCCAUUCCCUCGUUCACGUCGUCAUCGGGUUCUCCCUCACCCAGCACAACAGACGAGGAUGAACGGCAAAGACGGCAAAUCCUUCUUGAACGUCUGCAAGGAAAGCAGUUUCUUCUUUGCAACGGCGCAGAAGACAAACUCGUGCCCCCUCGGUGCGGUGAGGCGUUCACAAGGUGGUUCAAGGAGGCCGCAGAUAAGUAUAAGGAGGCGAGGAUCUCGGUGGAUGAGAGGACUUAUGCGGGAGUUGGGCACACCUUCAGCGUAGGCAUGGUCAAGGAUGCGGUUGAAUGGGUGAUGGAGGUGGUUAAGAACGCUGAUGCGGAUAUAGUCGCUCAAGCGAGGAAUGGAAGGUCGAAGAUGUGA
Messenger RNA from Neurospora tetrasperma FGSC 2508, 1167 nucleotides. RefSeq lists its product as uncharacterized. The record is from RefSeq and is a predicted model, not a curated record. The transcript is spliced from 2 exons. NCBI's taxonomy places the organism in Eukaryota, Fungi, Ascomycota, Sordariomycetes, Sordariales, Sordariaceae. Bases 1 to 1167 code for a protein of 388 amino acids.